AUGGUAAAACCGGUACCCCUCUUCAGGAGAACUGAUUUCAAAUUAUUAUUAUGCAACCACAAGGAUCUGUUCUUUCUCAGGGUGUCUAAGCUGCUGGAUUGCUUUUCGCCCAAAUCAAUGUGGUUUCUUUGGAACAUUUUCAGCAAAGGAACGCAUAUGCUGCAGUGUCUUUGUGGCAAGAGUCUUAAGAAAAACAAGACCCCAACUGAUCCCCAGCUCAAGGGCAUAGUGACCAGGUUAUAUUGCAGGCAAGGCUACUACUUGCAAAUGCACCCCGAUGGAGCUCUCGACGGAACCAAGGAUGACAGCACCAAUUCCACACUCUUUAACCUCAUCCCCGUGGGACUGCGCGUCGUUGCCAUCCAGGGAGUGAAGACGGGGUUGUACAUAGCCAUGAAUGGAGAAGGUUACCUCUACCCAUCAGAACUUUUUACUCCUGAAUGCAAGUUUAAAGAGUCUGUUUUUGAAAAUUAUUAUGUAAUCUACUCAUCUAUGCUGUACAGACAACAGGAAUCUGGUAGAGCCUGGUUUUUGGGAUUAAAUAAGGAAGGGCAAGUUAUGAAAGGGAACAGAGUAAAGAAAACCAAACCAGCAGCUCAUUUUCUACCCAAGCCAUUGGAAGUUGCCAUGUACCGAGAACCAUCUUUGCACGAUGUGGGGGAGACGGUCCCGAAGGCUGGGGUGACACCGAGUAAAAGCACAAGUGCGUCUGCGAUUAUGAACGGAGGCAAACCAGUCAACAAGAGCAAGACCACAUAGCCAGAGCCUCGGGGGCCUGUGACUUACCAGUCCCGGGCACAGUCGCGUGAUUUAUCCCCACCGGACAUUCCUGCUCCCGGGGCUGAGGGCGGUGGGGACGCAAGCCAGUGCUGCUUGCUCUUGGCUGGCUCCGAACUUCGUCACAAGUGGUUCAAACGCAAGCUGUGGCACCCCCACGACAAGAAGACACCUGGAUAACCAGCUCAACUCAGACCAUGGAAUGCCCUACCAGAUAUGGAAUGCCUUUUUAAUCUCUUUUCUGUGACUGUGACACUUCAUGUGAAUGACAUAUUUCACACGUACACUCGAUACCUUGCCUGCUGACAGCUCCCCGUAACCCUUUUUGAGUCCUGUUCCAGCGAAAUCCAUGUGUUUCAGUUCGAUUUUGUAGCACCCCACUACUAUUGAGUAAUUUCUAGUUAGACGCUGUAAACCUGUGCUCUCAUGGAUUUCUCCUCUUCUCGUUUUUACAGGGCUGCUCGCGCCACUGUCUGUGACCUUUUGCAGGGAGUGUGUUCUUCUGAAUCGGCAAUGUUGCGGGUGGCUUAGUCCGGAGGGCAAUCAGGGAAUCAGAAAGCCUUCUACCUUAGUAUUGCAAACUGCAUCUAUCCAGAUUAAGAUCGUUGUCUCGGGCUCACACUAUCGAUUCCACACACAUACACGCUCUAUCCAGCAGCAGACACUGCGCGGCCGAGGUCCCCAAGGCCUGGGCAGGAGAAAGGUCGAACACAAUCCGUGGCAAGCUCUCCACGACCCGUGUUGGACGGCCCCUCUUAGUUUCCUUGUGUGUGUGUGUGGUGUGUGUGCGCGCGCGCGUGUGUGUGCGUGUGUGUGUUUUAUACAUAUCACAAGCUUACUGGUAAUGGUAACAUUUGCCUUGCCCAGCGAGCAAGACCCACUGGUUUUUGAGAAAGUGGGUCCAAAGAAUUCUGUAGGCCUUGUAGGCCUGAUUAAGGUUCAUUUUUCAUCUAUUAGUCUUCAUUAUUUGGAAAAAAAAAAAAAAAAGGAAAACAAAAUCAUGACGACCUACGAGAAUUGCGCUACCUAAAUCCAUUUCAGAUCUACUCCCUCCUGUUUUUAACGAACCUAACGCCAUCCCCGAUGUGGCUGCGUCCCACUCAUAGUCAGCCGAGCAUGGGCAAGGCGGCUGUCUUUUCUGCAGCAACAAUGCAAACGUUAGUUAUCAAUUAGACUUUAAUAUUUUUGGUGUUUAAUGACAAGUUUUUAAACUGGACAUAUUAGGAAAAAAUAUUUUUUUUAGCUCAGCAUGCUGAGUCCGGUACUGUGGACCUCACCAGUACGUACCUGUACCUCAGCUCUGUGGGCCCCAGAUUACCCAAUGGCUGGGUUAGAGGUGCCUUGCCAUGAUCUCAGAAUUCGGUCUGUUGAGGGAUCCAAGAGAAAAACAAAGGCAAGCCAACACCCUCAAAGAUCAGGUUUCGGGUCCGUCUGGUGUAUUUGCUUUGGUUUUAGUUUGCUCUCUUCAUUUCCUUUUGAAUUGAAUACUGCAAAAUUCUGAGCUUAGGGAAGGCAACGUCUAUGAGAAAGACUGAAGAGUUGACUACUAGGUGAAAAUUCCAUGUGAAAUGUUCGAUACUGACUAGAAACAGUUUCAAAAUGUUUAAUACUAAACUAUUUGCAAAUAUAUUUGUUAACUCGGUGUACACUUAAUAAAAUUCAAUGUUUUCUUUCCAGAAGGGUCAAUUGAGACCAAACUGAACCUCAUUCACAAAAUACAGUUUAUGGGAGCAGUGGACUGGCCUCUCAGUACGUGUGGAAGAAUGAUCCAGUUGCUGUGUCCCCCCCUCUGCACUGUCUUUGUUGGGAAAUUACUUUCCCACCGCUUUCAUAAAACUCCACUACAGUCCUUGCCCAGCAUUGACAAUUUUGGCCUGCUUA
Messenger RNA from Lepus europaeus (European hare), 2658 nucleotides. RefSeq names its product fibroblast growth factor 14 (gene FGF14). Gene Ontology annotation, molecular function: growth factor activity; fibroblast growth factor receptor binding. Lineage: Eukaryota; Metazoa; Chordata; Mammalia; Lagomorpha; Leporidae. The record is from RefSeq and is a predicted model, not a curated record. The coding region runs from base 1 to 759 and encodes 252 amino acids. Gene Ontology annotation, cellular component: cytoplasm. Gene Ontology annotation, biological process: positive regulation of gene expression; cell differentiation; animal organ morphogenesis. The transcript is spliced from 5 exons.